Molecule: messenger RNA, 2004 nt
Organism: Arvicola amphibius (Eurasian water vole)
Lineage: Eukaryota; Metazoa; Chordata; Mammalia; Rodentia; Cricetidae
Gene: Pex14
Product: peroxisomal biogenesis factor 14
Exons: 9
Coding region: 74-1204 (376 amino acids)
Biological process (GO): protein import into peroxisome matrix, docking
Cellular component (GO): peroxisomal importomer complex; peroxisomal membrane
Molecular function (GO): signaling receptor binding
Source: RefSeq, a predicted model, not a curated record
CCUGGAGAGCCGGAGCGAGCGCUCUCGGGAGACACUCGGGCCAGCGGCGGUCGAUUAGUCAGGCCUCAGAAAGAUGGCGUCCUCGGAGCAGGCAGAGCAGCCGAGCCAGCCAAGCUCUUCUCCGGGAAGUGAAAAUGUGGUGCCCCGAGAGCCACUGAUUGCCACAGCAGUGAAGUUUCUACAGAAUUCUCGGGUCCGGCAGAGCCCACUUGCAACCAGGAGAGCAUUUCUUAAGAAGAAAGGACUGACAGAUGACGAGAUUGACCUGGCUUUCCAGCAGUCAGGCACUGCCGCAGAUGAGCCUCCAUCCUUGGGCCUGGCUACGCCAGUGGCUCCUAUCCAGCCCCCUCACAUCAUCCCGCAGCCAUACAGCCCCGGAGGUUCCCGAUGGCGAGAUUACGGUGCCUUAGCCAUCAUCAUGGCGGGAAUCGCAUUUGGCUUUCACCAGCUCUACAAGAAGUACCUGCUGCCCCUCAUCCUGGGAGGCCGAGAGGACAGGAAGCAGCUGGAGAGGAUGGCGGCGAGUCUAUCCGAACUGAGUGGCAGCGUGGCCCAGACAGUGACUCAGGUACAGACAACGCUGGCCUCUGUCCAAGAGCUACUGAGACAGCAGCAGCAGAAGGUCCAGGAGCUGGCCCAUGAGCUGGCCGCUGCCAAGGCCACCACAUCAACCAACUGGAUCCUGGAGUCCCAGAACAUCAAUGAGCUCAAGUCAGAAAUCAACUCCUUGAAAGGGCUUCUUCUGAAUCGGAGGCAGUUCCCUCCCUCCCCAUCAGCCCCGAAGAUCCCCUCCUGGCAGAUCCCAGUGAAGUCUCCAUCACCCUCCAGCCCCGCAGCCGUGAACCACCACAGCAGCAGUGAUAUCUCCCCUGUCAGCAACGAAUCCACGUCAUCCUCUCCUGGGAAGGAGAGCCACAGCCCUGAGGGCUCCACAGCCACAUACCACCUGCUGGGCCCCCAGGAAGAGGGUGAGGGGGUGGUAGAUGUCAAAGGCCAGGUGAGGAUGGAGGUGCAGGGUGAGGAGGAGAAGAGGGAGGACAAGGAGGACGAGGAGGAUGAGGACGAUGACGUGAGCCAUGUGGAUGAGGAGGAUGUCCUUGGGGUACAGAGGGAGGACCGGCGGGGCGGGGAUGGGCAGAUCAAUGAGCAAGUAGAGAAGCUGCGGCGGCCAGAGGGUGCCAGCAAUGAGAGUGAGCGAGACUAGGGCUGGCACUUGCUUGCCCGCCUUUCCAGCGACCCAGGACAUCAGUGGCAGGUGGGCAUGAGUUGUGGCUCUGCCUCCAUGAGGGUGGCCAGCAACCCAAGCAGGGAUGGGGCUGUCCUCAGAUGCAGCAGUGUGGGGUUGCAUUUCUGUUCACCAGCCUCCCAGACACCUCCCCCCUGCCUCAACCCUAGCCUCAGCCCUGGCGGCUCUGGCUCUUCACAGCCAGGUGGAGGACUCAGGAGCCUUGUGCUCAAGCCCCUGCUGAACCCCUCCCGGACAGCUGUCUUGUCCAGGUGUGUCCUCUGAGUAUCUUGACUACCUAACACCAUGCAUGGCAUCUCCUGCCUCCUGUCACCUUCAUGCAGGGAGAACUAUGCCCCCCUUGGUCUUGCUGUCUCCCACUGUGCCCUGGCCUGGUCUGUGGCUUCUUGUUUGCCUGUUCCAAAAGCCAGAGCCCUGGACCUGCUCUUCAUUUGUGGGCCUACCAGGACCCAGCCUCCCCACAGCCAGGUCCUGGCAGACAGAUGCUGCCCUUGGGCACCUGUCCCCAGCCCACCUGCCCUGUUGUCCUGUAUACCACACAAGAGCAUCCUCGCUUGCUGUGUUAUGGUUUGGCUACUCGGUGGUGAGGCGUGCUUCUCCCUCCUGCAGUGGAGCCAGGCAGCAGGGCCUUCCUGACCAACAGCCACGUCUGUUCUUCCCACCGAGAAACACAUGUUCAUUUAUGUGAUCAUGUAUAGAUUUCAGAAUAUAAGAUAUGACUGUACAUAAUUGUAAUAAAUAUGAGUUGCCAUAUUUAA